AGGUGCUACGAGUACAGAAGCGGCGCGCAAGCUUCUCCGUGUGGGAUCGUCGGUAGACCGUGUCGGGAAGAUUAUGCAUACGUAUGUUUACUGCUCCACGGCUCGAGCACACCAUCCCCGCGUCUGCCAUAACAUUAGGUGCUGCUGCAGAUGCAUAUGCAUCGCAGCGCUUUGGGAGCGAACUCUGCAAUUACCCGUCGCCAUUGAAAGAGAAGACGGAUCGUGUACUGUCAUCCUUGGCUUAUUCGUUCUAUGCUGAACGGGACGCGUCACGCCCGCAGCUUUGCAUCUCCCCGCGCAGGACGGACAUGAUCCUCGGGAUCACGACUCACUUCCUGGUCACCGCCUGUGGGUACCUCUCCCGACCUAGGAUCCCAGGGAGUGGUACUACGCCAAAUUAUCUGUCGACCGUCACUUUCAACUACGUGCGCCCUGGAAGUCAGCCCGUCGACCUCCUGGGAACGCUUUUCCACGGUUGAACUUUUCACGUGAUCCGUUCGCCUCGGGCACGUGCGGGCUCGGGCUGCUGCUUCACUCCACGUCGAGGCGUCGCCCAUGUCGGCAGCGCAG
Molecule: messenger RNA, 570 nt
Organism: Schizophyllum commune H4-8
Lineage: Eukaryota; Fungi; Basidiomycota; Agaricomycetes; Agaricales; Schizophyllaceae
Exons: 4
Coding region: 84-479 (131 amino acids)
Source: RefSeq, a predicted model, not a curated record